Dichotomopilus funicola is the source of this 306-nucleotide messenger RNA. RefSeq lists its product as uncharacterized. NCBI's taxonomy places the organism in Eukaryota, Fungi, Ascomycota, Sordariomycetes, Sordariales, Chaetomiaceae. The record is from RefSeq and is a predicted model, not a curated record. The transcript is spliced from 2 exons. The coding region runs from base 1 to 306 and encodes 101 amino acids.
AUGUCUAGCCGUCCUCGUGCUUCCGCGUCUGUCUCUCAGAGUGAUGCCAGGCGGUCCUGGCGGGUGAACGCCUACUCGGGCGGUCGGUCGGUAGACUUCCUCUCCCACUACAACGUGCUGGAAAAUGUGAGGGGCGUGCCGACUUCGGUAGCGUUCAGCGCCCCUUCCCCUUACCCGACAACCGUCCGCUGCUAUGAGGGGCCCAACGGCACCGGCCAUAUGACGGCCGUCAACUUCGGUCCCAACAGCAACCGGCGGUUUGAGGUCGGGGAGUUCAUGAGCUGGGAGGUGUUGCGUCGGGCUUAG